Molecule: messenger RNA, 1919 nt
Organism: Coregonus clupeaformis (lake whitefish)
Lineage: Eukaryota; Metazoa; Chordata; Actinopteri; Salmoniformes; Salmonidae
Product: histone H3.3A
Exons: 4
Coding region: 122-532 (136 amino acids)
Cellular component (GO): nucleosome
Molecular function (GO): DNA binding; structural constituent of chromatin; protein heterodimerization activity
Source: RefSeq, a predicted model, not a curated record
UUCCCGCUGGACGCUUGUUCCCAUUGUGGAUACGAGGAAGAAAAUACUGACACGGCCUGACAAGCUAAACAUUUCUCACAUCCUUUUUAACCACUUUUGGUAUAGGUAACUUGUAGGAGCUAUGGCCCGUACCAAGCAGACAGCCCGUAAAUCUACUGGAGGCAAAGCCCCACGUAAGCAGCUGGCCACCAAAGCUGCCCGCAAGAGCGCCCCUUCUACUGGUGGGGUCAAGAAGCCCCAUCGCUACAGGCCUGGUACUGUGGCCCUGCGUGAGAUCCGUCGUUACCAGAAGUCCACUGAGCUGCUGAUCCGCAAGCUGCCCUUCCAGCGCCUGGUGAGAGAAAUCGCUCAGGACUUCAAGACUGACCUGCGUUUCCAGAGUGCAGCCAUUGGAGCCCUGCAGGAGGCCAGCGAGGCAUACCUUGUUGGUCUGUUUGAGGACACCAACCUGUGCGCCAUCCACGCCAAGCGUGUCACCAUCAUGCCCAAAGACAUCCAGCUGGCCCGUCGUAUCCGUGGGGAGCGUGCUUAGAUGCCUCCCUGAUUUACCUCUCCUCCCCUCACCAGUCUGUCUUCCCCUUCCCUGCCCUGCCCUCUCCUCUUAUGUUGGUAGUGAUUAGAGAAACAAUGAUUAUGAUAAGAAUAACGUGUAUAGUGGUGUUUUCUUAGUACUCUCGGCAGCAGAUAGGGUACUGUCUAUUGUGCAUGUACCUGCUUGUUGCUGGUCAGAUCCCCCACCACCACCACACCAUCAAAUCAGACGUUCCAUUGUCAUGAUGCCAUGUGGAGAGAUCAGACAAAACAUAGAAGACAGGGAAUCUGAGAUAGGUGGUGGUCACAGGAGGAUGGGAAUAGGUUUUUGUCUGCAGAGGGGAGUAACUCUUUCUCUGCAGGGUGCUAGAACAACUACCCUAGUCCCCUUCCAGUGAAAUAAAAACUGAGCUGGUGUCUUUCAUGGCAACGCAUGAAUGAGAGUCCAGCCCCCCUUUGUGUGUGAGCGUGUAGAUUCUGAUCAGCACAGCAAAUUGUAUACGAUUCAAAAACAUCUCUGGAGCAAUCGUUUAUUCUUACAAUAUUGAUCAUUACUAUCAUGGUUAUUUACAUUUACCAGACGCUCUUAUCCAGAGCAACUUACAGUAGUGAGUGCAUACAUUUCCGUACUUUCUUGUACUGGUCCCCCGUGGGAAUUGAACCCACAUCCCUAGCAUUGCAAGCGCCACGCUCUACCAACUGAGCCACACAGGACCUGUUGUCAAGUGAUGUUAAACAAAUACAAUAAUUAUGCUUACGCACAUUUUUCACAGUGGAAAUACUAUUUCUGAAUGAAAUGGAGAUGGGUGGGAUUCUAAUACAAUUUUGUACAGAGAACAAAAUCGACGUAAGCUAUCUUUUCUACAGGUGUUGAAGCUUGUGAUUUAUUUUGGCUGUCAAAGGGGAUCCUUGAUUGUUCACUCUCAUUUCAUUGCGGUCUUACCUGAUUGACACUAUUUUCCCUUUGUCUUUGAAUUCUCAAAUUUGGCUUCAGUGAUAAAUAAUUGGAGACAGCAUUUUAAGGCUUUUGAAAACAAAUAGUGAAUUCAGUGAUAUUCUUUGUGAUCACUCCUUCUGAGGGGCCUUGUUGUGAGGUUUAUGGAGCUUGGUGGUCAAUGCUCUCUUGCAAACCAAAAAUGGUCUGAUUGGUAAAGUGAUCAUGUUAAUGUAAUGUGAGCUAUAAAUGGGAUGGUCAGGGAUAUUUAGACCUCCCCCUUCACUUCGCUCCAGAUCUUACAUCUGUGUAACGUUUCUCAGGUUGAUGUGUCACCUUUUUAACUUGAAUCAUUUUUAUUUCUUAAUUUGAAAUGUUAAGAUGUUGAAAUAAAACAAUGUUUGUAAUUUCCAGAUUUCUCAUAUAAGGUGGUAAUAAAUGGAUGUUACACACA